AAAAUAUAAAAGAGUUUGGAAAGAACUGUUCCCCGGAACUGAGUGUUUUACGCUUUGAGGCACCUGAGUUCUAGCCUGAAUUUAAAGGAUUCCUUCCUCUAUAUUUUUGGUAUGGCUGAUCCUUGGCAGGACUGCAUGGAUUAUGCUGUAACCCUAGCAAGACAAGCUGGAGAGGUGGUUUGUGAAGCUAUAAAAGAUGAAAAGAAUGUUAUGCUGAAAAGUUCUCCAGCUGAUUUGGUUACUGUUACUGACCAAAAAGUUGAAAAAAUGCUUAUUUCAUCCAUAAAGGAAAAGUAUCCUUCUCACAGUUUCAUUGGUGAGGAGUCUGUGGCAGCUGGGGAAAAAUGUGUCUUAACCGACAACCCCACGUGGAUCAUUGACCCUAUUGAUGGAACAACCAACUUUGUACAUCGAUUUCCUUUUGUAGCUGUUUCAAUUGGCUUUGUUGUAAAUAAAAAGAUAGAAUUUGGAGUUGUGUACAGCUGUGUGGAAGAUAAGAUGUACACUGCCAGGAAAGGAAAAGGUGCCUUUUGUAAUGGUCAAAAACUACAGGUUUCAAAACAAGAAGAUAUUACCAAAUCACUCUUGGUGACUGAGUUGGGCUCUUCCAGAACACCAGAGACUGUCAGAAUUAUUCUUUCUAAUAUGGAAAGGCUGUUCUGCAUUCCUAUUCAUGGGAUCCGGAGUGUUGGAACCGCAGCUGUCAACAUGUGCCUUGUGGCAACUGGAGGAGCGGAUGCAUACUUUGAAAUGGGAAUUCACUGCUGGGAUGUUGCCGGAGCUGGAAUUAUCGUUACUGAAGCUGGGGGCGUGCUGCUGGACAUUACAGGUGGGCCAUUUGAUUUGAUGUCACGAAGAGUAAUUGCUGCAAGUACUAGAACAUUAGCAGAAAGGAUAGCCAAAGAAAUCCAGGUCAUCCCUUUGCAACGAGACGAUGAAGAAUAACUACAGCAGCCUUACGUUCACUCACGUUGCUUCUCCCCACACUCGCUGACUCGCCGAUGGAGAUCUGUGUCAGAUGUAUGAUACGCUUGGUUUAAAUUGUCUUUGUCAAGAUUAAAAAAUUGGAGCAUAGUCCAUAUUUACUAACACUAUGUCUGUAAGAAGAGAUGUAAUAUUUGUUUCAUUGUUUUAAAAACUUCUGCAUGUGAGAAGGUACUUUAGGAAAAAGGCACAGGAAGUACAGUUCAUCAGAGAAGGAUGACACCAACUGAAAAAGUCACUUAGCAACUUUGCAUUUCAUAGUACUUGUGGUCCUCUGGAAGUUUGACUUACUAUAUUUGUAUAUACACACAGAUACUCAGAAGGUUACCUUUUUGGAAAAAUACUUCUUUUUAGUUUGAAAAGCCAUGUUUAUUUAAAUUUUUAGGAUAUAAUGAGUACUUCCUAGACCUUAAUUUGCCUCUUUGCAGAGAACCUUACUUAUUUUAUUCCUCAGCGUCUACAUAGCACCUCGUGUAGUACCUAUGAAACAGAAGGCAAUCUACAGACAUUGUAAGGAUGACUAAUUUGCAGGAAACAUUUCUUAGUUAUAAUAGAUACAUAAAGUAAUAAACUCUCACUAUUCUGUAUUUUUGCUUAAGGUUCUGAAGUAAGAGUAGCUAGUUCUCUUUCUAACAUUACACAUUUCCUUACUAGAUUGCAAGACAGCAUUGUCUGGCCAAACCUGGGGCUUUGUGCCUAAAGUCCCCGCCCUUUGGUAGGCCCAGGCAGAAAGAUUGCUUGAGGCUAGAAGUUCAAGACCAGCCUGAAAAACAUGGUGAGA
This is a messenger RNA of Otolemur garnettii (small-eared galago), 1765 nucleotides long. It is a transcript of the gene IMPA1, whose product is annotated as inositol monophosphatase 1. Gene Ontology annotation, biological process: signal transduction; inositol metabolic process; phosphatidylinositol phosphate biosynthetic process. Gene Ontology annotation, molecular function: inositol monophosphate 1-phosphatase activity. Bases 112 to 945 code for a protein of 277 amino acids. The record is from RefSeq and is a predicted model, not a curated record. NCBI's taxonomy places the organism in Eukaryota, Metazoa, Chordata, Mammalia, Primates, Galagidae. The transcript is spliced from 9 exons.